This is a messenger RNA of Musca domestica (house fly), 1227 nucleotides long. RefSeq lists its product as uncharacterized. Lineage: Eukaryota; Metazoa; Arthropoda; Insecta; Diptera; Muscidae. The record is from RefSeq and is a predicted model, not a curated record. Bases 250 to 1212 code for a protein of 320 amino acids. The transcript has a single exon.
AACAAACUAUUACUCAAUAUAAAAAAUGAUUCCAAAUUGAAAAUCAUACAAAUUGCUAGUCAACGUUAAUGACUUUAUUGUUAAACUCCUUUGCAUUUCCGCUUUGACCAGAAAUUGUGGUUUGAUCAAAAAUUGUUUUUUCUUAUUACGUUACGUUAUGCUCUAUGGAAAAUCAAUCGAAAUGAAAAAGCUUUAUAUACGCCACAAUUGCUAUCAUUUCAGUCAGUAAAUUAUACAAAUGGGAAAGAGAUGUUGAUCGCAAAGGGAUUUAUUUUUGUGAUUGUAUACAUUUCUAUUGAAGUUGAUUGCAGUAUAACACCAAAUGAAGAUACAAUCGAUUGGGAAAAGAUUAAACCUGGCGAUCUUUUGUAUUCCUUGGACACUUUUAUUUCCGGGCAAAAGCAACCUUCUAAUUUUAACAACAAUAACUCGCAAAUGAGCAAAGAAAAAUCUAACGGACAAACAGUUCUAAAUCGCAGCGCUGAAAGGAACAUACCUCUACAAAGAAGAGCUGAUGUUGUUUCGCCUGAAGUUCAGCCAUAUGACUACGAUACUGCAUAUGAGUCAUUUGUUCAGAAAUAUUUUGGAGAUUCCACUAAAGCCAAUUCAGACAGUACAAGCACAGAGAACUAUGAUAAGGACAGCAACGACAGUGGUGUGGAAAAUCUCUCUGCAGAAGAAAGCGAAGAGGGAGGUGAUGAAAUUCCUCUUACCGAAGAAUCGAAAUUCUAUAACAAAGACGAACGUUGUGAAAAUGUUAUAAAAAAUCACAGCAAUUGCAGAAUUUGUACAAAUAAAAAUGGUGAAACAUCGGAGAACUGUUCUUAUAACAGACAGUCUGCACCUAAAAGUUUUGCAAUAAAAAUUGAAAAUAAGUAUCGCAAACAGCGUAAACUCUUGCCAAGCGAAAGUGUGGAGAAUUCCUUUGAAAAGACAUCAAGGUCGGAUGAUAGUGCUGUACCAACAUGUACACAAAAACGCAGCCGAGAAAGUGUAUGUUACCACUGUGAAACGUCGGUGGGCGAAAAUACAAUUCAUUGCUAUAGCGAUACUACCCAACACAAAACAGAUUCGAUGAAAGAGGAAAAUAAGGAAAACACCCAUAAACGUAUCUACAAGCGAACCGUAAUGUAUACAUAUGAAAAUGUGACACGACCACCCUUAUCGACUCCGUCGUCAUCCAUUGAUGAUAAGCAUGAUUUAUUGGCAUAAAGAGUCAUGCGAACA